Thamnophis sirtalis is the source of this 755-nucleotide messenger RNA. The record is from RefSeq and is a predicted model, not a curated record. NCBI's taxonomy places the organism in Eukaryota, Metazoa, Chordata, Lepidosauria, Squamata, Natricidae.
UUGUACAAAUAAAUGCAAAGGCUAAUACAGAAUAACAACAUAAUGUUUUAUGAGCUUUCAAAGUCUCCAUCUCUCACAAUUGGUUCAAUGAUAUAUGUUACUUUGGCUUCCCAGGAAGAGGCCAUAGAACGGUGCAGCAUCCCAGAUAUUCCAAAGGAGCACUUCGGGCAGAGGAUCUUAGUCAAAUGCUUGUCUCUGAAGUUUGAAAUAGAAGUUGAGCCCAUCUUUGGAUCACUGGCACUUUACGAUGUGAAAGAAAAGAAAAAGAUCUCUGAAAAUUUUUAUUUUGAUCUCAAUUCGGAACAUAUGAAAUCCCUUCUCCGAUCUCACAGCACUCAUCCUGCCAUCUCCACACUAGCUCGCUCAGCUGUGUUCUCUCUUACACAUCCUUCUCCAGAAAUAUUCCUGGUGAUCAAGGUGAGAUGUUUGUUGUCGUUUUUUAAUAGUCACAUUUGCAGCCAUUCCAACAAAUGCUGGAGAGAAAAGAUGACUAUAUAUACCCUUAUUUUACAUGAAUGCAAAAUAGGAUCAAUGUUCAUGCAUCUGUUGUAUUUUGGAGUCUCUGAAACUAAUGGAUCUCAAUAAAGUUUGAUUCUCUGAAACUGAUGGAUCUCAAUAAAGUUGAAAGUCAACAGGAUGCAGCUUUAUUUUUUUCCAAUUAUUUGUAUGGAGAGGAGAGACUCUUUUUAUCUGCUCAGAAAAUAGAAAGUCAAAUAGAUUAGCUAGCCAUACAAUGUACUUUCCUAGGAAACGCC